GGCGUGGCGAGUGAGGGACAAGCAAGUGGUCCAGCGGCCAAGUGGGGGACACUGCGGGUGCGGGAGGAUUCGAGGGCAACCCAGCUUCUUGAUAUGCACCUGCGCCGCAGCGAGAUAUCCCGGGCAGGUAGGUAGCAUCGUAGGUUGUGUACAUACACUAUAUAGUCCUUGCCUCCUGCCACCACCUCGCGUAUCACCCCCCGCGUGCCUCGCGCGUGCCACGGCGUCAUAAUUAUUGUGUAUGUACUCCGCAACUCGAGGAGUCAUCGUCCGCUCGCUUUGAAUAUCUGGUUGAUUCACUUGCAGGUCGCGAUGAAGUCGUCCGUCACGUCGGCCACGGCCCUGCUGCUGGCCCUCGCCGGGAGCCCCGCCGCCGCGGCGCCCGUCGUCGACACCGCAUACCCGUACACCGGGCCCGACGUGCCGGUGGGUGACUGGGUUGACCCCACCGUCAACGGCAACGGCAAGGGCUUCCCGCGUCUGGUCGAGCCUCCUGCCGUGCGGCCGGCGACGGCGAACCCCACGAACAACAUCAAUGUCAUCUCGCUGUCGUACCUGCCCAAGGGUAUCAACAUCCACUUCCAGACUCCCUUCGGCCUCGGCGUCGCCCCGAGCGUGCGUUGGGGCACCAGAAAGGACAAGCUGGACAAGGAAGCCACGGGGACGACCCACACCUACGACCGAACCCCUCCCUGCUCCCAGGUCGUGGUGACUCAGUGCAGCCAGUUCUUCCACGAGGUGCAGCUACACGACCUCAAGCCUGGCACCACCUACUACUACCAGAUCCAGGCCGCCAAUGGCACUACCGCAUCCGACGUGUUGAGCUUCAGCACGGCCCGUGCCGCCGGCGAUGACACGCCUUUCACCGUGGCCGUGCUGGCUGACAUGGGCUACACGAACGCUGGCGGCACGUACAAGCAGCUGCUCGACGUGCUGCACCAGGACGCCGCUUUCGUCUGGCACGGCGGUGACAUCUCCUACGCCGACGACUGGUACUCGGGCAUCCUCCCCUGCGAGGAUGACUGGCCCGUGUGCUACAACGGCUCGUCCACCAGCCUCCCCGGCGGCGGGCCCAUCCCCGACGAAUACAAGGUCCCCUUGCCCGCCGGCGAGAUUGCCAACCAGGGCGGGCCUCAGGGCGGCGACAUGAGCGUGCUCUACGAGUCUAACUGGGACCUGUGGCAGCAGUGGCUCAACAACGUGACCAAGCAGGUGCCGUACAUGGUUCUGCCCGGCAACCACGAGGCCGCCUGCGCCGAGUUCGACGGCCCGGGCAACAUCCUGACCGCCUACCUCAACGACAACGAGAAGAACACGACGGUGCCCAAGUCGAACCUUACCUACUACAGCUGCCCGCCCUCUCAGCGCAACUACACGGCCUUCCAGCACCGCUUCCGCAUGCCCGGUGCCGAGACGGGCGGCGUGGGCAACUUCUGGUACUCGUUCGACUACGGCCUGGUCCACUUCGUUGCCAUCGACGGCGAGACGGACUACGCGGGGAGCCCGGAGUGGCCGUUCGCGCAAGAUCUGAAGAAGGGCGAGACGCACCCGACGCCCGAGGAGACCUUCGUCACCGACAGCGGGCCGUUCGGCGCCGUGGACGGCGACUACAACGACAACAAGGCGUACCAGCAGUACAAGUGGCUCGCGGCCGACCUGGCCAGCGUCGACCGCAAGAAAACGCCGUGGGUCAUCGCCAUGAGCCACCGGCCCAUGUACAGCUCCGAGGUGUCGAGCUACCAGCAGAAGAUCCGCACCGCCUUCGAGGGCCUGAUGCUGCAGUACGGCGUGGACGCAUACCUCUCGGGCCACAUCCACUGGUACGAGCGCCUGUGGCCGCUGGGCGCCAACGGCACCAUCGACCGCGCCGCCAUCGUCGACAAGCACACGUACAUCGCCAACACGGGCAAGUCCAUCACGCACCUCAUCAACGGCAUGGCCGGCAACAUCGAGAGCCACAGCACGCUGGACCAGAGCAAGAUCCUCAACAUCACCGCUGUGCUCGAUCAGGAGCACUACGGCCUCAACAAGCUGACCGUCCACAACGCGUCCGUGCUGACCUGGACUUUCGUCCGCGGAGACGGCAGCGUCGGCGACGAGCUGACCCUGAUCAAGAAGAAGAAGUGCAAGGGGAAGCAGCACUAGGGGGAUGCUUGCUGCCUGUUGUAAUCGACGCCUACUCCUUUCGUCAAGACUGCUGGUAAUAUAGUGUAAUAGAGACGAGACGCA
This is a messenger RNA of Thermothielavioides terrestris NRRL 8126, 2229 nucleotides long. RefSeq lists its product as uncharacterized. Lineage: Eukaryota; Fungi; Ascomycota; Sordariomycetes; Sordariales; Chaetomiaceae. Bases 313 to 2145 code for a protein of 610 amino acids. The record is from RefSeq and is a predicted model, not a curated record. The transcript is spliced from 3 exons. Gene Ontology annotation, molecular function: acid phosphatase activity; metal ion binding.